Messenger RNA from Pungitius pungitius (ninespine stickleback), 1384 nucleotides. RefSeq names its product v-maf avian musculoaponeurotic fibrosarcoma oncogene homolog F (gene maff). Gene Ontology annotation, biological process: regulation of epidermal cell differentiation; regulation of transcription by RNA polymerase II. NCBI's taxonomy places the organism in Eukaryota, Metazoa, Chordata, Actinopteri, Perciformes, Gasterosteidae. The transcript has 3 exons. Gene Ontology annotation, molecular function: DNA-binding transcription factor activity, RNA polymerase II-specific; RNA polymerase II cis-regulatory region sequence-specific DNA binding. The coding region runs from base 208 to 684 and encodes 158 amino acids. Gene Ontology annotation, cellular component: nucleus. The record is from RefSeq and is a predicted model, not a curated record.
GGGGGCGGAGUUGGACCCGCCCUCAUUCUUUGGACCUGACGUCAUUGUCGCUUAUGUUUUUUUGUGAAUGAAAGAAUCCAACCUCAGAGAGCAGCGGAGUAAUUCCGGGAAAAGGCGGACUGACAUUUUGUCGCCAGCGUCGCGUCGACCCAGCAGUGUCUGUAUCUGUGUUGACUGGUGUUUGGAGAGGCUGAAGACAGUCGGAUCAUGACAUCAGAAAGAAACAGCAAAGCCCUGAAGGUGAAGCAGGAGUGCGGCGAGAACGUGCCCGUCCUGUCGGACAGCGAGCUCAUGUCCCUCACGGUACGAGAGUUGAACCUGCACCUGCGCGGCAUGUCCCGCGACGAGAUCCAGAAGCUGAAGCAGCGGCGCCGCACCCUGAAGAACCGGGGCUACGCAGCCAGCUGCCGGGUGAAGCGCGUGUCCCAGCGCGAGGCCCUCGAGCUGCAGAAGACGGAGCUCCAGCGGGAGGUGGAGCGGCUCGGGGCGGAGAACGCCGGCAUGAGGAAGGAGCUGGAGGGGCUCGGCGCGCGGCUGGCCGCCCUCCAGAGGUUCGCCCGGGGCCUGGAGGCCGGGGGGGGGAACCUGCUGGCCACGGCGCCGCGCCUCAACACCGCCUCCGUCAUCACCAUCGUUAAGAGUCCGCCGCAGCCGCAGCCACAGAGAGAUCAGGAGCCGUCCUAGAAGGAGCUGCUGGACUGGGUGGAGGGGGGUGGGAUGCACAACUUGCAAUGCAAACAAACACACACAGCCAUAUAUAUAUAUAUACACAUACUACACACACAGACACACACACAUGCGCCGAAGAACAGGAACACGACUUCAGUAGGAAAAUACUAAGCACUUGUCUGCGUUGGGCCUCGUUCACAGUUUCAAAUUCCUUAGGACUUGCGUAAGGAGUCAUUCAUUCCUGUGUGACGCAGAGUAGUACUCCACAGCCAGGCCCCCCCCGCCCCCCCCGUCAGUUAGGGAGAGUGCGUUGGCUGAUAUUUUCAUUUGGUUCUGAAUUCUGUUCGGCAAGAUGCAAACAGGUUUAAUGUGAACGAGGCGUGGAGCACUGAUGGGCUCAGUCCACACACACACACACACACACGCGCGCACAAAGACCCUCACACUGACCCUCACACUCAGUCCCCGGUCCACAGGGGGCCUAGACGUUGACUUACUGGACUCUGACUGAAGCCGUACCGACCCCACCAGGGCUACUGUACACGCUCAAGGCUAAACGAACCCAGCUGUGCUGAUCGUGCAAAAACAAAAAAACCAAUCGGUUGAUUGUGCAGCUUCCUCCGGCUCUCCGCCCCUGUGCAACAAGAUGUCCUGAAGUCUGAGUCAUUCGCGUCUGUUAAGUCAUGCUGAGUUGGCCAACCUUUGGGUUACUUGA